Procambarus clarkii (red swamp crayfish) is the source of this 3911-nucleotide messenger RNA. Its product is annotated as dachshund homolog 1. Gene Ontology annotation, biological process: regulation of transcription by RNA polymerase II. The record is from RefSeq and is a predicted model, not a curated record. Gene Ontology annotation, cellular component: nucleus; transcription regulator complex. NCBI's taxonomy places the organism in Eukaryota, Metazoa, Arthropoda, Malacostraca, Decapoda, Cambaridae. Gene Ontology annotation, molecular function: RNA polymerase II cis-regulatory region sequence-specific DNA binding; DNA-binding transcription factor activity, RNA polymerase II-specific.
GAGUUGUAGUUUGUAUCUGAGGGAGAGUGUGUGUGUCUUGGUGGUGGCGCGCGGACGUGUAUACCAGACGGACUCACUAUGAGUACAGAGGCCCUCAUGGAGGCCAGCGCUACCCAAGGCGGACGACCUCCGGUGUCGUCGCCGCCUCACAAAAGUCCCUCUCCUCCGUCGUCGACUUCGCUGGCGUCGCACCUACUGGCGGCCGUGUCGCAAGUCCAGAGCCUGACGUCGCAGUUGCCUCCUUCUGUGCCCAUACCCACGUCCUCGCCGCCCGGUCUGGGAGGAUAUCGCCAUGGCAUGCUGGGAGGAGGUAUGCCGCACCAGUUCCACCUUGGAGCCGAGCCUCCCAUGUCCUCCCUGCUGGCCGGACUCAAAGACUUUCCCCGUCAGUACCAUUCGCCACCGCCGGUUCCUUCGUCAGAAAGUCACGAGUGCAAAAUUGUGGACUAUCGCGGAGCCAAAGUGGCGGCGUUUAUCAUUAAUGGCGACACCAUGUUAUGCCUACCACAAGCCUUUGAGUUGUUCCUGAAGCACUUAGUGGGCGGGUUACACACCGUCUACACCAAGCUCAAGCGCUUGUCAAUAGAACCCAUCGUGUGCAAUGUUGACCAGGUGCGCAUCUUACGAGGCCUCGGGGCCAUCCAGCCGGGGGUCAACAGGUGUAAACUGCUCUCAGUCAAGCACUUCGACAUCCUCUACAAGGACUGCACCACCGCCAGAUUGUGCAAAAGCAUCAUGAACCAGAAUACCUAUCAUAUGAUGGAGAGCUUCGUUGUGAGUGCGUCCGUGGCUCCUCCGCCAGGACAUGGACUCCAAGACGACCUCCACCUCGAGGCCCUCCAGGCAGACUACCUACAUUGCUGGCCUGGUCGCCCGCCCAAGAGAGCCUCCGACUUCAUGACGAUGACCCCAACGCAGGACGCUCUCUUCGAUCUCAAGAAGCGCCACAUGGAGAACCAAGGCUUCCCCAACGGUCACUUGCCCGGUGAUCCCCGGAUGGACAAGUCGCCCCUGCUGGCCAACGGGUACCAUGCCCCGCCCCACUUCAACCCCCUGCAGUACAUGGCCCACCACAUGGCCGGCCUGGGCUACCCACCUCUCCUACCAGGAGGCCUGCCCGGCGGGAUGCCCGCAGGACCCGUAGGACCUCACCCCAUCUCCCCUCCUGAAGCCUCGCCUCUCAAGCAUCCUCAAAUCACACCUGAGUCUCUGGCCAGGUAUGUGCGGAUGCAUGAGGAACGUGUGGAUCGCGAACGUCAGAUGGCGCUGGACCAGCGACGGGGCCUCACGCCCACCAACAUGCCCGGGCCCCACCACCCAAUGCCGCCCACCUCCGCCCACGACGACCACCAGCCGCCCAUUUCUCCCGUCCUCAACCUCUCCAAGGGCGCCGUCUCUGAAGAGGCACAGGAGGAGCGGGAGGACGAGCGGGACCACGACCUGGCUAGCCACGACUCCGGUCGCGACCUCCACGACCAUGACCGCCGCCACGACCCUCAUGACGACGAUCGUCUCUCUGAUAUGGACGACGACGACGACAAGGAGGAGUCUAUGGACGUGGCGGACGCGUGGACGCGCGCCUCCAGCACCUUAGGACAGACGCAGCUCACCUCUCCGCCAGCGCCUCCCGGAGCCCUGGCUAGCAUGGGCGGCAACGCACCUCUCUCCUCCACGGAGGUCCUACUCAGGAAUAUUCUCGGCCUCCUUCGAGUGGCCGAAGAGAACGCCCGACACCACGAGAGGCAAACCCAGUGUGAGAAAGCUGAAUUGAAAAUGGAAGUCUUACGAGAGCGUGAAUUGAGGGAGACGCUGGAGAAGCAGCUGCAAGAGGAGCAGAAGAACCGGAUACUGAUGCAGAAGCGCUGCGCUAAGCUGAAGAAGCUGCGCCGUCGCCUACAAGAACGCCUCGACGUGGAGAUGAAGAGAAGGAGUCGCUACGAGGACCACAUCCGCUCCAACUCUCCCGACGCUCUGGGAGACAUUAAUGGUACGUAUACCAUACGAAAGGAGAUGGAAGCGAUCGCAGCUGAAUUACAGAACGACGAACUCAAGCAGAGUCAGCAGCAGAAGGAAGAGCGCGAGGCUGUCGACCGCCUGCUGGCCUCUCCCGCCCUCGCCAACCACCCCGCCAUCACAGCCGCCACCGCCAACACAGCGUGGCGGUAAAGCCAGUACCUUUGCACCCUUUAUUACUCUCAGUAUCAGGACUUAAGUGUCUUGCAAGUAUCCAUAGCAAGUCUUCACUGCAGCACUUGGCAUUUUUGGAAUCACCAGCAACAAUUGUUGACAAUUUUGCAAGGGUUUCACCUCAAAUAUCAGUGACCAGGACAAUAUGCCAGCGACGAACUGAGACAGUACUUCGCGGUACAGUUCACAGAAACUUGUGUAUUAUAAUGGAGAAAGCAGAAAUGCGAGCUGCACUCUGCACAUUCUGUACAUGAAUCGGGUGCAGUAAGCAGAGGCGACAUGUGUCUAUAAACAGAGACACGUCGACAGACUUGUAGGGCAAGAAGCAUUUAGCGAUAAUGCCCAACUUUGGUAUGGAAAUCAACAUGGAGGUCGCUGGCAGCAGCAGCAGCAGCAGCGGAGGGUAGUUCCACCAGGAGCCAGACCCAGGAGCUGAAGUUUCUUGACGUGUUGCAGCAGGAAGUGUUGUACUGCUUUGCUUAUAUGGCAUUUGAUACUUAACUAUGUACAUAGAUUUUUGUAGGAGAUAAGUACAAGAAAAUGACCAUAAACUGUAUCCAUAAGCUAAGCGCGCGGAUAUCACAUUAGAGAUCAGCGAAGUCACGAUCUGAAGGGAAUGUGUAAUAAAAGAAAACUUAUGGUGCUGACGUCCCAUCCUUGUUAUCGUGACUGAUGCAGACGAAGUCAUCGCGAGUGGCGACCCAGCUAGGAGCUGAGCACAAUAGUUGCAAAAAAAACUCCAAUAAACCGAGAAGCACACACACAUGAUCUCAGGUGCUACACAUGAGAGUACGGUCGGGGGCAGCAUCUUCCCACCAGCGCCUCCCUUAGACGCCAGUUUCCUUUCCACCUGGUGAUGGUGGCGAGGACCUGACAGCGGGAGCCUCCUUCAUCCCCCAGCAAGAGAUCUUGAACAAGCGCAAAGGUCAGUGGAUGCCACACUGACGACGGCGGGUGAGCCUGUGGGCGUUACCUCAGACUACAGCAGCGGAGGUGUGGACGCCUCCCCCUGCUGCACGCCCCUCACCCCCUCUCUCUCUCCCCCACCAGUCUUCCCGCUCCCCAGGUGCCAUAGUCACCGAUACAAGACUUCUCUAUGGAAACUAGACCAGGGAAUUACACAAACACGACUUUUUAUACUAUUUAAAGUGUAUUUAUUGUAUAUUGAGUGUAGUUACGGCUUGUGUGCCAUGCGGAAAUGUCCGCAUGAAUUGUAUGAGUGUAGUUAAUGUAAUCCUGAAAGUGUUCAUCAGUGAAAAGGGAUCGUAUUCCUUAUUAUUUAUAUUGCCGGUAGAGUCAGAUUUCUUUGAAAAGGAAUCGGGCAACCUAGGUAUGACGCUCGUCCCUAUUUCGCUGUAUGUAUUCGCGUGAGCGGUGGUGCACAUCCGGGUGUUUUAUAAAGGUAUCCCAAACACUGGACUUGCUCGUUUAGUCAAGUCACUCUGACGAAACCAUCCGCUGUAAAAUGCUCACAGAAGGUGUCAUCGGCCUACAGCCUAAGUCUAAACGCCAAUUAACAUAUCAUGGAAAAAAAUGAUCACAAUGUCUGCACAACCGGAUGUCUAGAAGUUGCAAUAUUUGGGGACUGAAUUGAUGUAUAGAGUUUUGUCACAUUUUGCAACGCAUUGAAUUUGUGAGGUUACGACCGAUGCCUGUAUAUCUGCCAUGCUGUGACAUAGCAAGUCCUACAGGCAGUGUUGUAAAUUAAAUUAUAUAUAUAUAUA